UUUGGCAAAGUAUCCCAAAGAAAAACUAAAAUCUUUUUGGAAUCCCACAAAGGAAAAUCAAAUGGGAUCAUCCUUGUGUUGCUGUUGCUGUGGAUCUGAGAAAGUUGAUGACAGGAUGGCAAUUGGAGGAGGUAACACCCAAUGGAGAAUAUUUACCUACAAGGAGUUGCAUACAGCUACCAAUGGAUUCAGUGAGGAUAACAAGCUUGGUGAAGGAGGGUUUGGAAGUGUUUAUUGGGGAAAAACUUCAGAUGGCCUUCAGAUAGCAGUGAAGAAGUUGAAAUCUAUGAAUUCAAAAGCAGAGAUGGAAUUUGCAGUGGAAGUAGAAGUACUAGGGAGGGUAAGGCACAAGAACUUGUUGGGUCUGAGAGGGUAUUGUGCAGGGGGUGCUGAUCAAAGACUCAUAGUGUAUGAUUACAUGCCCAAUCUGAGCUUGCUUUCUCAUCUCCAUGGUCAAUUUGCUGGUGAAGUUCAGAUUGAUUGGAAAAAAAGAAUCAACAUUGCAAUUGGCUCUGCUGAAGGACUCUUGUACUUGCACCAUGAAGUAACACCCCACAUCAUUCAUAGAGACAUAAAAGCGAGCAAUGUGCUCUUGGAUUCAAAUUUCGAACCACUUGUAGCUGAUUUUGGGUUCGCAAAGCUAAUCCCAGAUGGUGUUAGCCACAUGACUACUCGUGUGAAGGGCACUUUGGGAUAUCUAGCACCAGAAUACGCUAUGUGGGGAAAAGUCUCUGAAAGUUGUGAUGUGUAUAGUUAUGGGAUUCUUUUACUUGAAAUACUCACCGGUAGGAAGCCCAUAGAAAAGCUUCCCGGUGGUAUCAAGAGGACAAUUACCGAAUGGGCCGAGCCUUUGAUACUCAAAGGAAGGUUCAAGGAACUUGUUGAUCCAAAACUCCGAGGAAACUUCGAUGAAAACCAAUUGAAACAAGCAAUCAAUGUCGCUGCAUUGUGCGUCCAAACUGAGUCUGAGAAAAGGCCUACCAUGAAAGAAGUAGUUAGCCUUUUGAAAGGGUAUGAUGCCCCUAGAGGAAAGGCUAUGCAUAAUAGGAUUGAGAGUGUCAAGUAUGGGGAAGACUUGAUGACAAAUCAAACUAGCGAUGAUGAAGAUGGUGUUGCUUGUGAUGAAAGUAGUGCUUAUGGAGUGUUUGGUGCCAUGGAUGUGCAAAAGAUGCAAGACCCUUAUAAGCGAUUUGGAGAUAGAAGAGUGGCCAAACAUGGUUAAGGUAGAGGUUAUUUCUUACUCAAGAUGUGUUGAUAUGAAAAUCCACAUUUUGUUUUUCCAGUAAUAGGAAAAUCAAGACUAUGAGAAGGAAUUGUCUUUUUCUUUUGUUUUUCCUCGUAGGAAAUAGUAAGUAUGAAGAAAUUGUAAUAAGCAUUGUUUUUCUAUUCUUUUUAUUUGUUUAUUUUAAUGUAAUAUUGAUUAACUUGAAAAAGUAGCUUCAAAUCAUCAAAGGGUUUGUCAACAAUAAUGAAA
Molecule: messenger RNA, 1474 nt
Organism: Camellia sinensis
Lineage: Eukaryota; Viridiplantae; Streptophyta; Magnoliopsida; Ericales; Theaceae
Source: RefSeq, a predicted model, not a curated record